Cucumis melo (muskmelon) is the source of this 2660-nucleotide messenger RNA. RefSeq names its product probable NOT transcription complex subunit VIP2. Gene Ontology annotation, biological process: nuclear-transcribed mRNA poly(A) tail shortening; regulation of DNA-templated transcription. Lineage: Eukaryota; Viridiplantae; Streptophyta; Magnoliopsida; Cucurbitales; Cucurbitaceae. The transcript is spliced from 13 exons. The record is from RefSeq and is a predicted model, not a curated record. Gene Ontology annotation, cellular component: CCR4-NOT core complex; P-body. The coding region runs from base 239 to 2386 and encodes 715 amino acids.
CCACAAUACCCCUUAGAGAAAGGGAUUCCAACUAAGUAAAAUCUUGCCUAGAGAAUAAUAAAAAAUAAUUUUGACACCAAAGCCCUAAGAGAGACAUGAAACCUCACUAAGGACCAAACAUCACCAGGAUUUGUUUCCACACCACGAGCACUCUGUUGUUUCUCUCCCUCCAAAGAUCUCACAAAAUUGCACACACCCCAACAUCCCAAAGAAAACAGUCUUUCUCUUUGAAAGGUGGAUGGCAGAGGAACUCCCUGAUCAUCAAACAAACAUCCCUUUGACGAAUGAAUGCAAAACCAAACUCCUGAAAGAAGUCAUUCCACAUAAAUCUUGCAAACUGACACUCCUAGGGCAGGUGAUAAAGGUUUUCCAUUCACCUUUCGACAAAGGAUGCAACACCAACAAAAUCUCUUGUUCUUUGCAGUCAUCUCUUAAUGGAUCAACUUCAAAUCUUCCAGAUGGUACUGGGCGAUCUUUUGCUACCUCAUUUUCUGGUCAGUCUGGUGCAGCCUCCCCUGUCUUUCAUCACUCCGGAGGAGGGUUGCAUAACAUUCAUGGAAGCUUCAAUAUUCAGAACAUGUCAGGUGCACUAACUUCAAGAAAUUCAACGAUAAAUAAUGUUCCAUCAGGUGGGGUGCAACAACCUACAGGAACACUUUCCAGUGGACGUUUUGCAUCGAACAACCUUCCUGUUGCUCUUUCCCAGUUGUCUCAUGGCAGCUCCCAUGGGCAUUCAGGAGUCACAAGUAGAGGAGGUAUAAAUGUUGUUGGGAACCCUGGAUUUAGUAGUAGCACAAAUGCAGUUGGCGGGUCUAUUCCGGGGAUUCUGUCUACUUCUGCUGCUAUUGGUAAUCGAAAUGCUGUUCCAGGAUUGGGUGUAUCCCCAAUUUUGGGAAAUGCAGGUCCUCGGAUCACAAGUUCAAUGGGCAAUAUGGUCAGUGGAGGCAACAUCGGAAGGAGUGUAACAGCAGGUGGAGGAUUGUCACUACCUGGUCUUGCUUCUCGUCUAAAUCUUAAUUCAAAUAGUGGAUCCGGAAGCUUAACUGUCCAAGGACAAAACCGUCUAAUAAGUGGUGUGCUACCACAAGGAUCUCAACAGGUCCUUUCUAUGUUGGGUAAUUCUUAUCCCAGUGCUGGAGGUCCCCUUUCCCAAAACCACAUGCAGAGUGUGAAUAGUUUGAAUUCUUUGGGGAUGUUGAAUGAUGUGAACGCCAAUGACAACUCUCCUUUUGACAUUAAUGAUUUUCCACAGUUAACAAGUCGUCCAAGUUCUGCAGGAGGGCCUCAGGGACAAUUAAGUUCGCUGAGGAAGCAGGGUCUUAGUCCUAUUGUUCAACAAAACCAAGAGUUCAGUAUUCAGAAUGAGGACUUUCCAGCAUUACCGAGAUUUAAAGGUGGCAAUGCUGAUUAUGGUAUGGACAUUCAUCAGAAAGAUCAACAUGAAAAUUCUGUGCCUAUGAUGCAGUCUCAGCAAUUCUCUAUUGGAAGGUCUGCUGGAUUUAACCUUGGGGGCACCUUUUCGCAUCGACCCCAGCAGCAGCAACAGCAUUCUUCUGCCGUCAGUAACAGCACGGUCUCCUUUCCACCUGCAAAUAAUCAGGAUCUCCUCCAUUUACACGGAUCAGAUAUAUUUCCAUCUUCACAUGCUGCUUCUUAUCACCAGCAGUCUAGUGGGCCUCCUGGUAUUGGUCUAAGACCUCUAAGUUCUCCUAAUUCAGCUUCUGGAAUGGGUUACGAUCAACUUCAGCAGUAUCAGCAGCAUCACGGUCAAUCUCAAUUUCGUUUGCAACACAUGUCCGGUGUUAGUCAGUCAUUUAGAGAUCAGGGCAUCAAAUCUAUGCAGGCAGCUCAAUCGUCUCCCGAUCCGUUUGGUUUACUUGGUUUGUUAAGUGUGAUAAGAUUGAGUGAUCCUGAUCUUGCAUCCCUUGCACUCGGAAUUGAUUUGACCACGUUAGGAUUAAAUUUGAAUUCAGCAGAUAACCUUCACAAGACUUUUGGCUCCCCAUGGUCUGAUGAGCCUGCCAAGGGUGAUCCAGAUUUCAAUGUACCGCAAUGCUAUCUUAUUAAACCCCCAGCUUCACUACACCAAGGGUAUUUCCCAAAAUUUUCUCUGGAGACGCUGUUUUAUAUAUUUUUCAGCAUGCCAAAAGAUGAAGCUCAGUUGUAUGCUGCGAAUGAACUUUAUAAUAGAGGCUGGUUUUAUCACAAAGAACAUCGAUUUUGGUUCAUUCGAGUUUCAAACAUGGAACCACUUGUGAAGACUAGCACGUACGAAAGAGGAUCGUAUCUCUGUUUCGACCCUCACACAUUUGAAACUGUCCGCAAGGAUAAUUUCGUUCUCCACUACGAGAUGGUAGAAAAGAGACCAGUUCUAUCGCAACAUUAGUUUCAAUUAUUUUUUUUUAAUGUAUAAAGUUUGUGGAUUUCCCCCCUAUUAUUGUUAGCUUUAGCUGUGUUUGUAGAAUUGAUGUUUUGCCUUCUUCAUUUGGUAUUUGCAACCAAUCAUAUAGGCCCUUGUUAUUGUAAUGAGCCAUUUCAUUUUUCUUUACAAAAAAACAGAAACUGUAUCAUCCAAUGGUUAGCGCUCUCUUUGUUCCUCAUGAUAUAUUAGAGAAUUAGGCCUGCUUUAUUUUGCGGCCUUCAUGGUGUUUCGCUCUUUA